This is a messenger RNA of Racocetra persica, 351 nucleotides long. The record is from the annotation of a GenBank genome assembly. Lineage: Eukaryota; Fungi; Glomeromycota; Glomeromycetes; Diversisporales; Gigasporaceae.
AAUAUUUUAAAGAACUCGAAGAAGAAUCCAUUCGAGAUAAUUUUGUCAUUAUUUACGAAUUACUUGAUGAAAUGAUGGAUUUCGGAUAUCCUCAAACUACCGAAACUAAAAUAUUACAAGAACCACCAAUGGCAGUAACCAAUGCAGUUUCAUGGCGUUCAGAAGGCAUAAAAUAUCGAAAAAAAAUGAAGUUUUUUUUGGAUGUCAUUGAAUCCGUAAAUUUAUUAGUUAAUGCAAAUGGGAAUGUACUACGUAGUGAAAUUCUCGGGAUAAUUAAGAUGAAAUGCUACUUAAGUGGUAUGCCUGAGUUAAGACUUGGACUAAAUGACAAGGUUAUGUUUGAAAGUACUG